GUGGUGGCGGCGAGGCCAGGCCGGGCCAUGGGCGGUACUGUUAGGCUAUGAAGGCUUUAGUGGAACUAGAAAUGCAAUAAAACAGUGGAUGAGGCACAAAAUUAAAUCUCGGCACCUGGAAGCUUUAAACAGAGUGUCAGUGUAUUAAACAUAUUGGAGGUAGUGGCUUUUCAAAGUACCUGGAUAUUUCCGUGCUAUAGAGCAGUAAAAUGUUUGCAAAAUUGAAGAAGAAGAUAGCAGAAGAGGCAGCUAUUGCUCCCAGACCAGGAGGAGCUGCCAGGAUACCCAGGUCUGUCAGUAAGGAGUCAAUUACGUCCAUGGGAGCAGACUCCGGAGAUGACUUUGCUUCUGAUGGAAGCAGCUCUAGAGAGGAUCUUUCAUCCCAGUUGUUCAGAAGAAAUGAACAAAUAAGAAAACUAGAGGUCAAGCUGUCUGAUUAUGCUGAUCAGAUCCGAAACUUGCAGAAGAUAAAAGAGAAGCUUGAAAAUGCAUUAGAAAAGCAUCAGGAUUCCUCCAUGAGGAAGUUUCAGGAGCAGAAUGAAGCUCACCAGGCCAGUCGAGCCAAGAUGGCUGAAGGAAUGGCUUUGGCCUUAGAAAAAAAGGACCAGGAGUGGAUGGAAAAACUGGGUCAAGUUGAAAAGGAAAAAAAAGUGCUUGAAACACAGUUACAAGAAAUGAGGGAGCAGAGUUUGAACCUUUUUCAAAAAAGAGAUGAAAUUGAUGAACUGGAGGGCUUUCAACAGCAGGAAAUUGCCAAAAUUAAACACAUGCUUUUGAAAAAGGAAGAAUCUCUGAGCAAAACAGAGCAGGAACUAGAGGUGUGCACUCAAGAACUAACCCACACUAAAGAGGUGCUUCAGGAUGCAAGCAACGAGUCAUCAGGCCUAAGGAAAGACCUUCAAGAGUUGCAGCAGCAGUUCUUGGAGCUAGAGGCACGGAGAGAUGAACUAAUGACAGCUGAGACAAAUGCAGAAAAUAAGAUCACUGCUCUGGAGUUAAGAGAACAGGAGCUACAAACUGUCAUUCGGCAGCUUUCUGUAGACUUGCAAAAUGCUCGAAUUGCUGGUUCUGGUUGUGAGAAGAGACUGGAAAUGUUACAGGUGGAGCAUGAAUCUCUGAAGGUGGAAUAUGAACAACACAAGCAAAAGAUGACUUUUGAAUUUGCUGAGAGAAAUAAACUUACUGAACAGCUGCAGGAAAAAGUGUCUUCCUUGGAAAAAAAGCUAGAAAGAAAUCUUUCAGGGGAUGAACAUGUGCAGGAGCUACUCAAAGAGAAAGCUACUCUUGAGCAGAAACUGGAUGAAACCAGGCAGCAGGUACUAACAGACAGAACACAUCACACUGAGACUGUGAACCGGUGGGAAACACAGAAUAAAGAACUGGAACAAAAACUACAAGUUGCAACAGAAGCGCUGAAAAAGAGCAAAGCAGCAGCUGCUGAGCAGGAUCUGAAGAUCCAGAAGUUGCAAACUGAUCUAGUGGAUGAAAGAAGUAAACUACAGCAACAGAUUUUAAGUGAGAAGCAUCGGUACGAUCAGAAAGUUACUGAGCUGGAGUCUCAAAUUGCUGCUCUUGAAACAGCUUGGGAAUUUGAUAAAACAGCUACUCAGCACAAGAUCAGCCAGUUGGAAAAGGAAAAUGAAAAUCUUACUGGAAGCAGAGAAGAGUUUGAGAGUUCUUUAAAAAAACAAGAGUCUGAAUUGAACAGACUACAGAAUGAAUUGAGCAGCAGAGAGACUGUCAGCGUUGAAAUUGCCAAAGCAUUGGAAGAAACGCGAAAACAGAGAGAGAAUUUACAACAGCAGGUUUCACAUCUGGCUUCCUUAAUAAAGGAAAAAGACCAACUGAUUGAUGAAAAAUGUGAUAUGCUUCUAAAACAGAAGGAAGAACUAAACCAACUCAAUCAAGAUCAUGAAGCUCUCUUGCUGCAAAUGCAUCAGUUGCAAUCUGACAUAGAAGUGAGUAACAGCCGAGCAGUGGAGAAGGAAGAAACGGCAAGAAAGGAAAUUGAUGAACUGAAGUUGCAGAUACAGGAGUGCCUGUUGGUCAGAGAACGUGAGAAAAAUGUUUCAGAACUAGAGGAAUCGACGAGAGCCUUGAACGAUACGCAUUUCCAUUCUCCAGAAGACCGUGCAGCGGAACAGAAUGGAGAGGUAGCAGCUGCAGACGUCAUUCAACUUCAGAAGGAUAACAGAGAGCUGGAACAGCAAAUUGCUGAGAAAAACAAGAUGAUAAAGCAGCUACAACAAAGAAUGACAGAACUCAAGAAAACCCUCCAGAAAGAGUUGAAAAUAAGGCCUGACAGUGAGGUACCUGAAGUACGUGAAAAAGCAAAUUCUGAAGUGCCUAAUGCUUCUGUGACUGUCAUGAACAACUCUGAUUUGAAUGACUCAAGGGAGAUAAACUUUGAAUACCUUAAACAUGUUGUACUAAAAUUCAUGUCCUGCCGGGAAUCUGAGGCAUUCCAUCUAAUUAAAGCUGUAUCUGUGUUACUGAAUUUUUCACAAGAGGAAGAAAACAUGCUUAAAGAAACUUUGGAGUACAAGAUGUCAUGGUUUGGGUCAAAGCCAUCUCCUAGAGGCAGUAUCCGGCCGUCUAUCUCGAGCCCAAGGACACUGUGGCCUUAAGGGAACCUGAAAAUGGGCAGUCAGCAUCUAGCCACUUUUUUCUGUGAAAAGAAUGCUGAACACACUAAUUCAGGUGUGUCUUAAUCACUGUCAUUGCAGUAUUUUGUACAAGAACUUUUGACACUGUUUACAAAACUAAUACUGUGCAAGGAGAAAUUUUCACUACAAACUGAAACAGCUCUUCUGGGUUGGAUUCGGGGACCGUUGUCUCGAUGGUCUCUUAAUGGAAGUCGGCUCCUUGUGCUCAUCGGCCGUGUUUUCUUGGCACCAAAGGGUAACGUUAACCUCACUAAUACCGGUGCUGGCAGUUCAAGCUUCUAACGCGCAUCUGUUAUGAUGGUGAUUCCAGCUUCUGUUAUGGAGUGCUAGAGUUGAGGAACUCCAGGCACAGUAAAGCUUCCUUGUCUCGCUGUGGAAAGCAAGCAAUGAAAACAGAAAUGUUGGCAGUACUGUACUGAGUUGUUGACGGUCUGAAAAGCCUUUCAAAGAACAGGAGCAGGAGCUUUAACCAAAAAAAGAAAUCUGCCUUGCCUUGUUAUACUGACGUAACUAAUAGUUCGCAUUUUUUCAUAUCACUGUGUAAUUUAAGGUGCAUAUAUCCUGGCCUGCAGUCCUGAAGGCUGCAUGUUGAUGAUGAUGAUGAUUUAAUUUGAGAGCACAACUUUAGAGUUGUCUGAUUUUACUUUUCUUAAAGAAAAAUAAUAUUUAAAAUGGUCUUAAUUAUAGUACCUAAUACUCAGUCGCCUUUAAAACUAAUCUAUUAGCCUGUACCAUAGGUUGUUAGCAUUGGGAAGAAGGGGUAGUAAACCAUUUUAAAUUUUUAAAGCUGAAUUCCAGGUAUUGUAAAUGCACACUGAGAAUACCUUUUAUUUAAAAAAAAAAAAAAAAAUUCUAGUGACAAAGGGUGAAGAAUAUUGGUACUAAACACUUUGAUUUUUAUAUUUUUUUUUCUUCCAAGUCUGCUAGCAACAAAUCUUCAUAACCAGCAUCCGCCUCUUUGGUUGUGGUGUUCCGUACUUCAAAUACUGAUGCUUAAAAACUGUUAUGAACAUGUAGUGGGCUGUUAACUGUGUCCUAACUACAUGGUAAAAGAAAUGCUGCUCAUGAGGUUUUUGGUUUUGAGGGCAAAAUUCAACUCUUAAUGAAUAAAUCUGGUUCCAGCAGCUUGCUUUCCUUCCCCCUUAAGAAAAGGGGACCAAGGUGGCACUUGCCUCACAGAGUGGAAGCACAAUUUUGCCCGUAGUUACUAACACCACUGCAAAAUCUGGAUGAAAAUGGGAAGCGGCAGUAAGUCUGACUUCCUAAAAAUGGGACAUAUGUUCAAAAAACUACAUAGGUAUGGAAUUCCAUGAGCAGGCUGCAGUUCUGGUAGAUCUCUUACAAUGAUGUUUGUGUUACUAACAAUACUUCUAUUAAAUAUAUUCAGGAAAAUCAGCCUGUCCUCUAGUGGGCAUACGGUCACUGUUCAGGUUGUUAACUUUGCUCACAGGGGUCUGAAUGACCUCGGUGGUGGCAGUCGAGAUGUAGUGUUAGAGUUACAGCACGCUCGUGCUGCGGUGAAGAUGAAAGUAUCCUUCCACGUGAGGUCAGUUACCAGAGCGGUAAACGUGCUGCAAAUCUAUACCCUCGCUGGCCUCCCCGCUUUUGUUAAUCAGCCAUGUCCCAGACACAGGUUCUCGCCGGAGCUGUUACCGCGGCACAAGCGACACUCCUCAGUUCAGAGCUAGGUUAUAUUUAUUUGAGGUUAAGAAAACCAACAGGAUUUUUUCAGUACACUAAAGCUUCUCCAAACACAGCCUUUAGUAACUUGAUCCAUGGCACUUAAUGAUAGCAUACGGAAGUUUAUGGGAAGAGUACAACUCUGCUCUAAUAUGAAAAUAGACAAUCAAAAAGUAGAUUUCUAUCAAUUGUUUCUCUACUGCAACAAAGCAGGGGCAGGAUAACCCUGUUGGUUCUGGGAAGAUUUUAUUCUCUAAGGUCUUUGUCUUUAGAAUGUCCCUUUGCCCUGGCCUGUUUCUGUGGGACCCGAGAGCAGGGGACAGGAUUCCCUCUGCUCACGCUGAAGCCUGCUGAACGACUAAUCGGUUUAUGCUGAUCCUGACUUGAAAGGUUACUGCUGAACCAUAAGAAGAGCGGUACAGGCCGCCUGGAAUAGAGAGUGACAAAAUAAAAUCUGAAGAUUGUAUGUUCACUAACACCACUUCAGUUUAAGAUCCCAAAGCUCAUACAGGAUCAACUUACCAUAAACUAGUUCUUAAAGUGUUGAAUUUUCUUUAGAUAUCAGAGCAAGAACGGUGUGUAUACAUAUAUUUAAAAGCUAAUGCACUUUCCCUUGUAUAAGAACAGUGGUAUACAUAAUCCUUUCUAUGGCCCUUGGAUUUCUUUCCUUCUAUGCUGUAAAUAUGGAUUGUAUCAUGAAACACUAUGAAAUUUGUGGUGCAAUACAUUUUGGAUCA
Messenger RNA from Gymnogyps californianus (California condor), 5083 nucleotides. RefSeq names its product golgin A1 (gene GOLGA1). Lineage: Eukaryota; Metazoa; Chordata; Aves; Accipitriformes; Cathartidae. The transcript has 23 exons. Gene Ontology annotation, cellular component: Golgi apparatus. The coding region runs from base 210 to 2627 and encodes 805 amino acids. The record is from RefSeq and is a predicted model, not a curated record.